AUGGCUUCCAACCCCAUCUUGUCCCCUGACUCACCCAGCAGCCCCCACUCCCGGGCCUUGGCUGUCCCCCUGGUGUCGGGGGGAGGGGGCUCCCCAGCCUUUGGGCCACCAGAGGUCCCUUCUCAGCUCUGUCCUAGGGAAAGCCCAGAACCUCAGCCUGGCUCGCAGCAGCCCCAGCCAGACACCCCAGCCAGACACCACCGGCUGCCUCUGCCCCCCGCCCCCCCCAAGCUGCCUCCCCGUCCACACCCUCCAGUGGCCGUGCGGCCGCCUGAGCGCCUCUGGGCCAGUGGUCAUAUCCGAGCACAUCUCUCCACUUCUUCCCCUUCUGGACGUGACCUCCAAGAUGCCCUGCCCAAACUCCUUACCUCCUCGAGAAUCCCGCUGCACAAGUUUACGUCUAUCCGCCGGACCAUGUCGGAGGUGGGAGGCCCCGUGGAAAAACUGAUCGCCAAGGCCUCCACUUCAAAAUAUGCCCAGGGGGUGCCCGCUGUGACCGGGGGGCCCGUCCCCGAGGUGCUCAAGAACUACAUGGACGCCCAGUACUACGGGGAGAUCGGCAUCGGGACGCCCCCACAGUGUUUCACUGUCGUCUUCGACACCGGCUCCUCCAACCUGUGGGUCCCGUCGAUCCACUGCAAGCUGUUGGACAUCGCCUGCUGGAUCCACCACAAGUACAACAGCGGGAAGUCCAGCACCUACGUGGAGAACGGCACGACCUUCGACAUCCACUACGGCUCGGGCAGCCUCUCCGGGUACCUGAGCCAGGACACCGUGUCGGUGCCCUGCAAUUCGGGUCUGGCAUCCCUGGGCGGCGUCAAGGUGGAACGGCAGGUCUUCGGGGAGGCCACCAAGCAGCCGGGCAUCACCUUCAUCGCGGCCAAGUUCGACGGCAUCCUGGGCAUGGCCUAUCCCCGCAUCUCAGUCAACAACGUGGUGCCCGUCUUCGAUAACCUGAUGCAGCAGAAGCUGGUGGAGAAGAACAUUUUCUCUUUCUACCUGAACAGGGACCCGACUGCACAGCCAGGGGGCGAGCUGAUGCUGGGCGGCACCGACUCCAAGUACUACAAAGGCCCCAUCGCCUACCUCAACGUCACCCGCAAAGCCUACUGGCAGGUCCACAUGGAUCAGGUCGACGUGGGCAGCGGCCUGACCCUGUGCAAGGAGGGCUGUGAGGCCAUCGUGGACACGGGCACCUCCCUUAUUGUGGGCCCCGUGGACGAGGUGCGCGAGCUGCAGAAGGCCAUCGGGGCCGUGCCGCUCAUCCAGGGAGAGUGUCAGGGCGGGAAGACCGUCUGCCUCAGUGGCUUCAUGGGCAUGGACAUCCCCCCACCUGCGGGGCCGCUCUGGAUCCUGGGCGACGUCUUCAUCGGCCGCUACUACACCGUGUUCGACCGCGAGGAGAACCGUGUGGGCCUGGCCGAGGCCGCCAAGCUGUAGCCACCUGCCCACCGGCAGGAGAGGAGGAGAAUCGUGGGAGGAGGCAGCGCCCGCCCUCCCGCUACCCCGCCACACACACACACACACACACACACACACACACACUCGCACACUCACACUCACCUGCAGCGGCUCGGCUCUCCAGGCUGCCGUGUGGCAGGCGCUGUUUUGUGGUUUUCCCUUCCCUGGUUGCAGAAGCUGCCUGUCUGUCUGUCCGUCUGUCCGUCCGUCCGUCUGUCCGUCCGAUGGAGGGCGGGGCUGGGCCAGCCAGUAGGCUCAUUUGUGCUCAGAGCCCUUUCACUCACCUGAAGACCCAGCUCGGCUCCGUUGUGCAUCCCA
Messenger RNA from Myotis brandtii (Brandt's bat), 1779 nucleotides. RefSeq names its product cathepsin D (gene CTSD). Gene Ontology annotation, molecular function: aspartic-type endopeptidase activity. The coding region runs from base 1 to 1440 and encodes 479 amino acids. NCBI's taxonomy places the organism in Eukaryota, Metazoa, Chordata, Mammalia, Chiroptera, Vespertilionidae. The record is from RefSeq and is a predicted model, not a curated record. The transcript is spliced from 9 exons. Gene Ontology annotation, biological process: proteolysis.